AUGGCACCAGCGCUGACAGCGGAGCCACUCAAUCCCAAGGAGAAGCUAACGAGCAUCGCUUCGCCGGCCACAGGGACGCGACAAUCUGUUCGUAAACUGGACGCGCCCACCAGCGGCGGCAGCGGAAGCGCAACAGUUACAGCAACAGCAACAGCUGCAGCAGCAGCAACUGCAGCCACGACGACGCCGAACACAACAACAAAAAUAACAACGAGUCGUGUGACACGCUCCAAGGAGGCGGCAAAGCGCACGGGUUCGCCAAGUGUGCAGCAAGUCAACAAUAAUAACAACAACAACAACAAGCGUAAAUCCACAAACAACAAUAAUAACCACAGCAGCAGCAGCAGCAGCCUCAGCAUCAGCAGCGAACUCAAAACAGCUGAGGUUCAAAUGGGCCUCAGCACAGCAACAACACACUCAAGUAGCGACGGCAACGCAGCUGUAGCGGUAGCAGCAGCAGCAGCAGCAGCGACAACAACAUCAGCUGCAGCCACAUCUAGUAGCUGCAGCGACUCAGCAGCGCCAGCAGUCGUCGUCGCCGCCGCCGCCAGCGAGGAGCACAACAACAACUGCAACAAGGAGAAUUCAGCGGCCGAGCUGCUGGCGCAUUUAAGUGACUUUGGUGAGGCGAUCACAGCUGAGAUUUGCCUGCGUAAAACACUGCCCGAGGUGAGCAUCAGCAAGGAGCAGCCGCCAGGAGGUGCAGCAGUAACAGCCGCCGAUACACCAACUUCAGCUACCGAACAACAACAAAUCCUGCAGCAGCAAUUGUUGCCCGUUGCGGACGUAUCCAUGUCAGAAGCCGCUGAAGCCGCAGCAGUGUCCCAGUCCGAAGCAGCAGCAACAACAACAACAGCAGCAACAAUAACUCCAAGUCCAGUGACAGCGCCAGAGUCAGAGUCCCUACAACAAUUGGUGGGACAGGGGGAUGAGGAGGCACUUCCAGACAUCCUGAGCAGCGCGGCGCUGGCGGCUCAAAUCACAGCUGAAAUCACAGAUAAUAUCGAAGAACGGCUUAGUCAGCUCGAUGGCAGCCCCAACAUUGUUGACAUAAGCGCGGCAACUCUGGAAGCUGGAAGCGUAACGCUGCCAACGACACCCAUCAGGCAGCAGCAACAGCAGCAGCAGCUGCAGCUGCUACAACAGCCGGAGAUACUCAACUCACCACAGCAUUCAACAGUUGGCCGACAGGCGAACGCACUGUUAACGCCGCAGAGCACGAGUAGCUCGAUAAAUUUUCUGAAAGAUGGCGCUGCUAAUGCCGUGCUGGAGGAUCAGGAUAUUGAGGAGGUGCUUAAGGCACUUAAAACGUUCGACGGCAAUCAUGUGAAUCCGGAUACGAUCGAUUUUAAUUUCUUCAAUGAUUUCACCUACAACGAGGAGGAGACGGCCGCCGUUACAGCAGCAGCAGCCGGCGGCGGCUGCACAACAACACCAACAACUACAACUGGAAGCGGAGGAGUAGCUGGGGCAGCAUCAAACGUAGCAGCAGCAGCAGCUGUCGCUGUUGUGGAUGAUUCAAAAGCCAGCUGCAGCACCAGCAGCAACUGCAUCAGCAAACCACUUCGUCCCUGGGACGAGUGUCAUGCGGAGCUGGUGUUGCAGCAGCAUGAGCUGGUGCGCAAACAGGACUUUUUGCUGCGACGCUUGCGCAAAAUGCAGGCUCGCCACAUGUGUCGCCAUGCCAGCGACGAAGUGGCCGGCAUACUCGAAUGGUCGGCACGCACCUCAAAUAAGUCGGCCAAUGUUGCUGCACCAACGGCGCACAGUAGUGUUAAGCUGACACCACAGGCGGCCGCUGUGCUCUCGACUGUCACUGGCCGGCCGGACAGCAGUUUCUGGGAGGAGCUUUCGAAGCGUCCACUGCCCGCCAGCCAAAUGAGCAACGUGCUCCGACACAUUGAGACGGCGGCGCGCAAACAACAAAUCUGUCACACAAUUGGUGGUGGCUCCGCAUCGCUGGCAUCUUCUUCGUCGUGGUACAGCAGCGCCGCACAGCCGGGCAAGCGGCCACGCAAAACGACGACACAGCCAAUGCUGGAUGCAGCCAACAGGAGCAGCACAGCUGUCGGCGCCGAAGCCAUAUCCACGGCGUCGACGAUUAUGCCGCGCACCGAUGAAAUUGUGCCCAAUUUUGAUAGCUAUGUGACCAGCGAGUUGACGCAUGUCUCGGGUCUGUUGCACACGGAAAUGCGUGAGGUACAAAAUGCCAUCGACUCGGAUGCCACAGAGUCGAGCUCUGGCGGCGAAUCAGCCGAUGAGAUGGUCAACUACAACAAUUCCCAACAGUUGUCAUUGCCAAUAACGCAACGAGCUGUUUGGCGCUACUCGCGAGAUCGUGCCAAUAUAGCGCUGCGCUGGUCCUGGCUGUGCACCCAGGUGAGCGAUCUGGACAUGAAGAUUCGCCAGCACAACGAUGUGUACAACGAUCUGUGUCGCUCCGAGGGCAAAGUGCUGCUCGAAUCGACGCCGGCGCCAAAGAAUGGCUACAAGGAUCAGCAACAGCAGCAGCUGCAGCUGCAGCAACAACAGCAACUGCAGUCGCUGCCAAUGGACGGGGAUCAACAAGCAACAUCUGCUGGUGAUCAUCUGUGCAGUCGAGCGCGUCCAUUGAUGCUGUCCGAGUUCCGUAAGCGCAAGCUCUUCCAAACGACGAAUAUGCACACAAUAUCGAAGAAGGCGGCCAGGCCGAGUAACAUCAAAUGUGGGUGCCAAUGGCCACAGGUGCCCUGCACGCUCUGCACCGGCCGCCCAGAUCCGACGGCGCCGCGCGACUUGCCCGAAACGCUGAUGCCCCAGAUACGUGUUGCCCUGCUCGAUCCCGGCUAUCAUCCCGUGCUGAGCUUCUCCAAUGAUGUUUGCCAGUCGGUGCAUUUGGAGGCGAUUAGCCGUCAGCCGGAUUGGCAAUAUCGGGUGAUGCGCAGCCAGGCCAAGGCGAUUGUGAGGGGCGUGUGGAAGGCGGAACGCGAAGCGAUCGCUUCGAAUGGCGGCGGCGCUGGCGCUGGCGGUCGUCGAAACGGCGGCACCGGCGAGCCCGUCAAGCGUCGUGCCUAUGUGCGACGCAAGGAGCGCAAUAAUAAUAAUAAGAACAACAACAGCAACCGAAGCAAUAGCAAAGAAACAUCAACAUCAACAACAAAAACAACCAUACAAAACAAUAAUAACAACAUUAACAAUAAUAAUAACAACAACAAUCACAGCAUGAGCAGCAGCAGCAGAGGAGGAGGAGGAGGCAUCGUUGGACUGGUGGAUAGCGGAAACGGUACUGGUACUGCUACUACUUCUACUUCUUCUACUACGCCUACUACAACGCCCCUCGGGGCCAACAUGAGCAAAAGGCAGUCGGCGACAACAGUUGCUUUUCCGUUGUCGGAUUCAAGUCAGCAACAACAGCAGCAGCAGCAGCUAAAUAGAAACUCUUCACUGAUCUCCAGCAAUGGCAACAGCAACAAUAAAAAGCCACGCAAAUCGAAAACCUCAAACACACAACAAACACACAGCAUUAACAACAACAGCAACAUCAACAAUAACAAUCACAAAAAAAUCAACAACAACAACAGCAGCAGCAGUGGGAGCAACAGUCGACAGGCCAGCGUUGGGGACAACAGCAACAGUCGCUUCACCAGCGACUCCCAGUGGGAGCAGCAGCAGCAGCAGCAACAAAACAGUCGACGUAGCUCCGCCGAAACGCACGGACAACGCACAAAAGAUCGACGCAGUCGACCCAAAUACGACAUUGACAACAUCGUGAUACCCCAUAGCAUGGCGGCGCAGAACCGCAUCGAGUUAUUGCCCUAUAAGGAGAUACCGACACCAAAGUGGCGCAUUGUAGACAGUGAUAAUGAGAAGAAGCUACAAUCGGAGAGUCCGUCAAAGCAGAGCACUAAAAAGCUGAGCAAUGGAUGUGCGGAAGGGCAAGCAGCAACAAAUCCUCCUCCUGCAACGCUACCCCCAAAAACCGCAGAAGCAAACUCGCAAACACCCGCAGAAACAUUAACACCAACAACAACAGCAACCACACAAAAUGCUGCCAAGCCAAAUAACAACACAGAAAUGAAGGAGGCUUCGAAGAUCAAUGGCAUUAAGCAGUCAAGCAAAAAGAAUAAAAAGAAGCAGAAGCCGAAGCCGAAGGAUCUGCCAGAACCUGUCAAUCAACCGGCAAAAGCAGAGCAGCCACUCAGCAAUGGGCUAAUCAAUGGCAAGCCAGAGCAGAAGGAGCAACUGCAGCAGCAGCAGCAGCCGACAAAACCACCAUUAACUACUACUUUGAAUGGCAAAACCAAAAAGCACAAAAUUAAAAAGAACCCUGUGAAUAAUGUAAAUGUAAAUGUAAAUAAGGCAAAUGCUGCAUCAACUGCAACUGCGCCUGCUCCUGCCUCAACUCUUGCUGCUCCUCCUGCCAGCAAGGACACAAAAAAAGAAGUCGCAGCUGAAAUUCUGGAGCCGCCCAGCAAACGGCCCAAACUGCAAUUGGGUGCAACUAAACUCAACUCGGCCGAUGACGAUGAGCCGGUGGAGGACAUCACGGAUGAGGCGUACAUAAUGCGACAUCAGCGUGCGCUGAUCGAGGAGCGACGUCGCUUCGAGACCCUCCUAAAGUUUCCGGACAGCAAACGUUCGCGUUCCAAUCGACGUGUUGACAGCCGUGCCGGAUCGAGUGGCGCCAACACACCCGAUCCUGCCUCCCCGGCGGCAGCUUCGCAUUUAGCUGGACCGCUCGCCGCUGACAACGAAAACAUACCCUCACCGCUGGCGCAAACGAUGCUGCAUCAUGCGCUGCAUCCGCUCGACACAAUUGCGGCGGAUAGCGUGCUAACGGCAACUGCGGCGACAAAGCGCCAGGAGCGCCGGCGCACCACAUCCAGCAAGCUGAAGGAUCACGAUCGCCGCAGCGCCACACCAGAUGUUAGAGAUCUUCAAUUCACGCUGGAGCCGCCACCGUUUGAGCCGCUGCACUUUCCGCUCGCCGAAGAGGUGAAUGAACGACUGCUGGCCCAGAUGAAUGCCCAGCUCCAGGAGCCACAGGCAACGACAACGAUUGCAACUACGGCAGUCAAGCGCAGCAAGAGCAAAUCCGUCUCCUCCUCCAAUGGCGGCGAUGGCCACUCAAACAAUGCGGGCAGUCGACGCAGCAGCAAAGCUAAAGCCACAAACAUCAGCAAAUUGGCUCAAACGGGAGCAACGGCAACAACAAUGGCCCAAUUGAAUGGUGGCCAAAGGCCGCAACUGGCAGCAGCGCCACAUAUUAAUGGCGAUGACGACGCUCUUGGCUAUGACGAUGGCAUUGACUAUGCGCCAGAGGAUGAGGGGGAAGUGGACGAUGAAGAGGAGGAGGAGGAGGAAGAAAUGCUGCUGGAGGAGGAUGAUGAUCAUCAUCAUCAUCUGGCGCCGCCCGAGGAUGACAACCAGCCCGCCAGCAUGGCCGUUGAGACGAGUCUGUACAAUGCCAGCAUCGAUGCUUAUAUCGGCGAGGCAGGGUGGCUCGACGAGGAGGAACUGGCGGAUGAUCCGUUCAUGGACGAUGAUCCCAAUGAUCCCGAAUGGAAGCGCAGCAUUGGUGUGCGCAUUCGCAAGCGAAUGUAAAACAGCGACGAGUAGCGAGUGUCAAGCAGCGAGUAACGAGUAUCAAGCAGCAACUAACGAGUUUCAAGUAGCGAGUAUCAAGAAGCGAGUAGCGAGUGUCAAGCAGCGAGUAGCGAGCAUCAAAUGGCAAGGGAGUAACUAGCAGCGGGCAGCGAGUAGCUAUCAGCUAGCAGCGAGUAACAAGCAGAGGGCAACGAGUGCUGUCAGCCAAACGAAUCCAAAGCUAUCAACACCAUGUGAAAUAAAUUUCAUUUUUUUUUAUAAAUAAUUCGUCAAUUUUUAAAAAGUAAUUGCUUGAAAGACACCCACAUAUUUUAGCUUGUUUUUAACGAUUUUGUUGUUUCUUUUUUUUCUUUGUUUAUUGUUAAAACGCAGCAAGUUCCCACAUUCAAAGAAAAAUUACAAAAAAAAAGAAGAAAAAAAAUUAAAUCAAAACUUGUAAACUCAACUUAAAAAGCAUUGCUGGUUAUUUCUAAUCAAUUUCUUAGUUAUUUAGUUCUAAAUAAAAACAAAACUCUUGAAAUAUUCAAUGUAAAUAUAAAACUAAAGGAAUAAACGAGCUAAGCGAUAAGAGAUAAUAGAGGAUAUAUAUAUAUAUAUACUUGUGUAUGAAACUAACACUAACGGAUAAAGUUUAUGAUAAUAAUAUUAAUACUAAAUUAGUUUAACACACACACACACAAAGUUUACGCAACACUGAGAGAAAACAAACUCACUUUGGGCUACAAGUCGAAAGUGUGUUAUUUUUAAAGAAAGAAAAAAUAAAUAUAUAUAUAAAUAUUAACCUAGUUAUUAUGUAGUAGAUCAUAUAAAUGGAAAAACAAAAAAAUCGAAAAAGUUAAUGUUGAUUUCAAAAUGUAUUUGCGCACCCCAAAAAAACAACAAAAAUAGUAACAGCAACAACACAAACCAAACAAACAACUGUACAUUAAUGCCGUUUUAAAAGUUACUGCGCCUGUUUGCCCCCUUUUUCCAACAAUUAAUGAAUAUCCAAAAACAAAAAAAAUAUAUAUAUAUAUUAAUAUAUAUAAAAUGCGCCACGUCAAAUGAAUUCAUGUAUUUAGUUAGUUUAGGCGCUUUAAUUUCUUAAUCUACUUUUAAGCACAAGCAAAAAUAGUUGCUAACUAUAGACACUUAAAUGUAAAGCUUAAUCUUAACUUUGGAAACACACACUCACACACACACACAUGCAUACAUGCAUACAUGCGAUAU
Molecule: messenger RNA, 6795 nt
Organism: Drosophila grimshawi
Lineage: Eukaryota; Metazoa; Arthropoda; Insecta; Diptera; Drosophilidae
Gene: nsl1
Exons: 8
Coding region: 1-5583 (1860 amino acids)
Cellular component (GO): NSL complex
Molecular function (GO): histone acetyltransferase binding
Source: RefSeq, a predicted model, not a curated record